CUAGUGUCCUUUUUUUCUUCUUUCCCUGAGGUGCCUGAGUGAGUCAGGAAUCUGUUAGGGAGGGGGAAAUCCAGGAAGAGACAGAAGCACAGAGAGAGAGAGACACAGAGACGGAGAGAGUUCAUCCCACACCUGCCAAGGUCCCGUCUCUCCCCUCUCUCUGGUGCAGACCCAUGGCACGCCGCUCUCAGAGCUCCUCUCAGGGGGAUAAUCCCUUGGAUCCUAAUUACUUACCUCCCCACUACAAGGAGUACUAUCGUAUAGCCAUAGAUGUGCUUACAGAGGAUGGGCCAGAUGGAUAUGAGCGCUUCCUCGUUGAUGAGAACGCCCCAGAUUUCCUAUGUCCCUCUGAGGUUGAGCACAUCACCAAGUAUUUGCAGAGACCCCCUGAGGUCAUCCAGGAGAGCCCCUACUCUGAACCUGUUUAUAGUACCCAGGAGGAUGCAGAUGGCUCCUCGGGGACUUACUGGCCAAUGCACUCUGAUACUGCGGCCCCAGAGCUGGACCUGGGCUGGCCCACCAUCUUUGGAUUUCAGGGUACAGAGGUGACCACUCUGAUACACCCCCCACCCCCUGAUAACCCCAGCAUCAAAGAGGAAGCCAGGAAGAUGAUCCGUUCUGCACAGCAGGUGAUUGCGAUUGUAAUGGACAUUUUCACUGACGUUGACAUCCUCAGUGACCUGCUGGAUGCUGCUGCCCGCCGUAUCCCUGUCUACAUCAUACUGGACGAGAUGAACUCCCAGCACUUCCUAGACAUGGCGGCAAAGUGCAGGAUCAACCUGAAUUAUGUAGAGUUCCUCCGUGUCCGUACAGUCUCAGGUCCCACAUAUUACUGCAGGAUGGGUAGCACAUUCAGAGGUCACCUACAGGAGAAGUUUUUGCUGGUGGAUUGUAAUGUUGUGCUGAGUGGCACCUACAGCUAUAUGUGGUCAUUUGAGAAGAUCCACCGCAGUAUAGCCCACAUUUUUCAGGGGGAGCUGGUCUCAAGUUUCGAUGAAGAAUUUAGAAUCCUCUUUGCCCAGUCUGAUCCACUCAUUCCUUCAGAGAAUGUGCUAGCCAAGAUGGAGAAACCAUUCAUGGGAAUGGUACCCUACGGGGGCCCUCGUCCAUUAUUUGAGAGAAAGCUUAAUUUCAUGUACCCCAGAGAUGACAACUCUCAGAAUUCUCAGAACUUUCCAAACUUCAUGGUAGACCCUGAUCGUCAUUACUUGCAAUCAUUCCGUAGGGAAGAGAUGAUGAGACACACUAUGGAUAACUCUGGGUUACGGAUGUAUGGCAAGAAGUUUGCAGAGCACAUGGAAAUGGAUAAGAUGCAGAUGUCUUUCAUGCAGAACAAGAAUAUGGAUGUGGAGGCCUAUAAGAGGCAUAGUUUUGCUGAAGGUACCUUUGAGAACUAUACUGCCGCCAACCAAUAUAGUAGACAAAUGUUUACGAGCAAUAAUAAUGACGAGUACAGGUUUCAGUCCAGCCAGUUCCAGAAGAGCCAAUUUAUGCAGCUUGAUCGCUCUUUCACACCAACACGAACUCAGGGGCUGUUUGAGAAGAUUAGAGGCAACCGUCAAGGCAUGCUAGAAGCAGAUGAGAAUGACUCGAGAUUUCAAAACAGAGCUUUACCAGGGGAAAACAAUUUUGCUCUUGAAGGUCCUCCUCAUACGAGACUUGGCUAUAACCCUUCAAAUUCAUCUCGUGAAGUGCGGCAUGGCUCUGAUCAGGUGGAGAUUGGAGGAGAGGGAAGAUUCGGACAAAGAUCACAGGGAAGGCAGAAAUUCAUGUGCCAAAUAUCUCCCACACAUAAACAAGGUAUGGAACAGAGGCAUUUUUUCCAAGAUCAGGAUGCAGAUAAAAAAACACAAGAAAACAAAGAAGGCCUGCGCAGCUGGAGGAUAUCAUCUUACUUGAGUGGUAUUCAGUCAGAUCAAGAUGAGGAAGGCCUACCAGUGGCUAUAGACUCAGAGGCAUUUGAUGAUGCAUUAGUACCUUUUGAAAAAGCUGUACCUACAAGUGAGACUCUGUUAAAAUACUCCAUCGAUCCAAUUCCCCCAUACAAACCCCCUGCAGUUUUAAAAGAUGUGCCAAUGCAGGUUGAAAAAGUAAAGGAAACCUUAAUGUUAGAGAAAGAAAAAGAGGACACCUUGUUAGCAAGACAUGAUUCUUUCAGAACUAGGACUAAUCCCCUUCUUCAGAGAGGGUCUCGUUUAAGGUCUUCUCUUAUAUUUAGCAGCUCUAAAGUAGAGCAGCAUAGUUCUACUGCUUCUGAGAUGGUACAAGUAGUGCAGAAGGAGCAGAGCUCAACUGAAGUUAUUAAAGAAAAUGAGUCAUAUAAAACCAGUUCAAAAGUAGCUGAGAUCCUUGAAAAAUACAAGACUGCUAACAAGGAUAGUGAGAGUGCAACAGUUAUUCAAGCCAAGUCAUUAGCAGCUACAAACACUAUCCAUGAGGAAUCAGAGAUGGGCCAGAAGAGAAGUAUAGAAACAGUUGCAUAUAAAUCCCUGGAGUCUAAACUCCUUGAAAAGGAUUCAUUUAGCCGGACAGUACUUGAGUCACAGUAUCGAUCUUCAGUAAAUACUAAAUUCCAGGAACUCUUUAGCAAAGAUAAUCAGACAAGCACAGUUACUAAGAUUGAGCAGAUGGCCUCAAGCAUACAGACUAUAGAAUCUAGCAAACCUGCUCUUCCAGAGAAAAAUGAAAGUCAGCUUACAAUCACUGAAAUUAUUGAGGAACCAAAACCAGCAGCUAUUGAAGCUCCAAAGCCACCAACCCCACAAGAAUCUGGCCUCCACUUUGGAAAUGCUCUGGAAAAGAUGUCACAGAAUCCAAUGCCCAGUAGCACCAUGAAUAAAUCUGAUGAAGAAAUCUCAAGGUCAGAACAGAAUCCUAUGGAAUUCAUUAGGAGAGGGUCAAUGAAACUAAAGCAGUUUUUGCAAUCAAAGGCAGAGAAAAAAGCAGAAGAAGACCUAUCUUCAGAUAUAGCUAAGAUGGAAAAGCAGAACACAGCCCUCAGACGCCUCUCUAAAACAGAAAGUCAGGAGUCUGUGACUGUUGUGGAUGGUGAGGAGAAAGCAUCCAAAUCAAUACUGACCACUUCUCCAAAAUCUUCAACUGCUCCCCAAAGCCGACUGUCGACUUCAACCUCAAAUGUCAUCUUCAGCAGCAACUUGCGUGAUGACACAAAAGUUAUUCUGGAGCAGAUCUCGGCCAAUAGCCAGAAAAACAGAGCUGAGAUGGCUAAGCAGGCUCAGCAGCCACUAUCUACUAGUGAUGGAGAUGCCUCCAGUGUUAGUUCUACCACUUCAGAAGUCAAAGUGGAGCAGGUUUCCAGCCCAGAGUCUACAUCCAUAGUUAGGACUGGAAGUUUCCUCAGCCGAUUUUCAAGGCCAUCAUCAAGCUCUCCUGAAGAAAGAGACAACCUACUGAAGAGGAUGGAAAGCAUAAGGAAAGAGAAACGAGUUUAUAGCAGGUUUGAGGUAUUCUGUAAGAAGGAUGAACAGCAGAGCCAGGUAGAAGAAAACGAUGAUGCCGAUUCCAAAGAUAAGAAAGUGGGAAAAUUCAUGCCUAGAUUACUUGGAAAUUUAAUUAAGAAAUGACCCUAGCUAUACUGUGGAUAUAUCGUCCAGGUGCCACUUCCAGUAUAGGAUGUCCACAACUACAAUAGUCCCAUCAGUGGAGUUCCUGGCCAUCUCUUUUCCAGACUUUUCUAGUGAUUCCUAAGUGCCAUCACAUGAAAACUUUCUGGAGACACAGGAAACAUUUAAUUAAACCCUACAUGGUAUUAUAAUAUGGAGACAAGUCAUUCAAAGACCACAAAGGCAAAGGAGAUCAACAGAGACUAAACCAUGUUGGACAACAAAGAGAUAUGACCUGUGUGUCCAAGGAAUUGAGUCAGGAACUGUAUUCCUCAGGUUAUUUAGAAUAUCAAAUACAAAAAAUAUGCAACAGUUUGGCAAAUGGCAAACAAAAUAGAGGGAAGCUAAACUGGAGAUGUUUGAAAGCAUCUCGGUCAUAUAUAGGCACCAAGCUCCAUAUAAAGCUGCACAAUGAUCUACAACAUCAGUGCUAAGCAUUUUGGCAUUGUCCUUUGUAUUCUUAAACUUUUUAGAUAGUCAUUAUUCAUACAUGGAUUUAUUUAUUAACAAAUACAUUUGUUCACAAAGUACAACAUCUUCAGAAAAAACAAUAAAAUAUGGACGACCAGCAGAUGUUUUAUGUAGUCUGGAGCAAUAACAUGAUAUUUUCUAUACAAAAUCUUUACAUUUAAGAUGAUUUUGAAUUGUUAUGAUCUUUAUAAAUAAAAUGAUGUUAUCCCUUUUAUAAAAUAAAUAUAGCUGCCUAGGUCAGCUUUUAUGCCAA
Bombina bombina (fire-bellied toad) is the source of this 4347-nucleotide messenger RNA. It is a transcript of the gene SACK1H, whose product is annotated as family with sequence similarity 83 member H. Gene Ontology annotation, cellular component: keratin filament. Gene Ontology annotation, biological process: positive regulation of cell migration; intermediate filament cytoskeleton organization; protein localization to cytoskeleton. Gene Ontology annotation, molecular function: keratin filament binding. Lineage: Eukaryota; Metazoa; Chordata; Amphibia; Anura; Bombinatoridae. Bases 174 to 3584 code for a protein of 1136 amino acids. The record is from RefSeq and is a predicted model, not a curated record. The transcript has 5 exons.